Molecule: messenger RNA, 1986 nt
Organism: Mauremys mutica (yellowpond turtle)
Lineage: Eukaryota; Metazoa; Chordata; Testudines; Geoemydidae
Gene: DDN
Product: dendrin
Exons: 2
Coding region: 7-1986 (659 amino acids)
Source: RefSeq, a predicted model, not a curated record
AGCGCCAUGGACCCAGGGCACUGGCCCGCGCGGGGCCCCGGCACCCCCUGGAUCUACCGGAGCAUCUCGGGGGAGUACGCGUGUCGGGAGAAGCACUUUGCGGCUGAGCUGUGGCCGGCCCGGUGCCCGGGGCCCCGUGUGCACCAGGACCCCACGUGGAGCAAGUCGAUUCCUCUGCCCCAGCCGCCCUCCAGCGGCGACCCCCGGGGCCUGCGGCUGCUGGGGAAGGGGGCGCGAGGGGACCGAGACGCCCCCAGCGAGAGGAAGCCGAGGGGCGGCUCGGAGGGCAGGAGGGGCCUGGGCUGGGCGGCCCCCCCGGAGAGGAGGGGGCAGGGGGCAGCAGCCAGUGUCCUGGCCAGGAGGCGGCUGGCAGGGAGUGCCAUGGAGGUGCUCCCAGCCGGGCCACCCAGCUACGAGACCCACAUGCUGAGGCGGCUCCGGGCGGGGCAGGGCAGCCGCAAGCCGAACCAGCCGCGGCCCCCGCCCUACAUCUCGCCCCCUGCCUACGACGCGCCCCACCGCACUCUCCCCACCAAGCGGCCCCGCGCCGCCCCUGCGCCGCCGGCCGCCAAGCGGGGCCGGGCAGCGCCCCAUGGGAAGGGGCCCGCCGGGGGCAGCCCAGAGCCCGCUCCCGGCUCGCGUGGCCCCCGGCAGCGGCUGGCCAGGCUCCCCCAUGAGGUCCUGGGUGGCUGGAGCUACCAUGCGGGGUCGGGCUCCCUGGGGCGCCGUGCCGGGUCGGGGCUCUUGUGCCCGGGGCUGGAGGGCGCGGUGCAGUCCAGGGCCCGGGGCAGCUCGGCUGAGUCCCUCUUCCGCCCACUCCCCAGCCCAGACAGCGGCAGCCACACGCUGCCCCGGGCAGCCGGAGGGGCCAGCAGGGCCCGCGGCGCCGGGGGCUGGGAUGCAGCAGGGCCCGGCUCUGCUCCGGGCCGGCAGCGACUCCCCUCCGGCUGGGGCUUUGGCUACGCAGCCAGCUCCACGGGCAGCGCCAGGAGUGGGCAGCGGGAGGGCUGGGAGCAGAGAGGCCGGCCAGAACGCAGGGCGCCCCCCUCUCCCUGCCAGGCCCCCACAGCCGAAGGCCGAAGCCGUCAUGGGGGCGUCUUUGUGAUCGAUGCCACCUGCGUGGUGAUUCGCGCCGAGUACAUCCCGCCCCCGCGGCGGGAGCAGGUGCGGCUCCUGGGGUCCCCCCCGCCCCAGGACCCAGCCUCUCCAUGCCAGAGGCUGCUCCUGGCCAGCCGACCCCACCUUGGAGCCUCCGAGCGGGCGGCAGGGCCCCCACCCCCUUCCCCCGGUGACGGCUCCCUGGGGGAGAGGGCGGCUCGGAUCUUGGGGCUCCCCACGGCCGAACUGGGCCUGGAGGAACCACAGGGGGCCUGUGCCCAGCGAGAGAACCCCGGGCGCUGGGGCCAGCAGGCGGGAGCAGCUCUUUCUGGCAGCCCGGAGCGGCUGGUGGGGGGCCCCGGGGUGCAUGGGCUGCUCAGCCUGGCUGCUUCCCCCGAAGAGCCGCCUGGGGUCCCGGGGGGCAGGGAGACCCCCGGGGACGGCACCAAUCCCUCUGUGGAGCCGGGGCCGGGGCCGGGGUGGGGCAGGGAGGCUCCUGGGAACGGUGCCAGUCGCGGUGAUCCGCAGGCCCUGCCCCCCCGAGCCCGGCCCUGCGCCCGGCGCCCGGCGCUCUGCACCCGCGACCUGCGCGAGGCCGUGUCCCGCAUCCGCCGCCACACGGCGCCCGACUCGGACACGGACGAGGAGCCCGCGGGCCCGGCCCCGCGCAGCCACGUGGCCUGGAGGGGGCGCCCUCGCCACGAGGCCCUGGCCUACAGCAGCAGCAGCAGCCUGGCGAGCAGCGGCUCCGACGCCACCGUGGUCCCGGCCGGCGAGGGGGCGCCCCCGGGGGCGGAGCCAGAGGCUGGGGAGCCAGGGCAGGAGGCCUGGGGCGGGGGCCAGGAGGGGUUGGAGAGGAGCAGGGCAGCGGAGCCCAGAAGGGGGUGA